CACGCGUUCGUCGCUCAAGCCGCUAGGAAACAGUGCAAUGGUUGACAAGCAUGCGCCUAUGACACAGUCGACACCAAAUGUGAUGCGAAAAGCGUCAAGUGUUAAAGCGCCGGCGCACCACGAGCUUGCAGCAAAUAAGAUUAGCCCCGGCGCACGAACGACCACGGCAUCAACACUGCAGCGUCGAAUGACAGCAGCCGCGUCAGCGACAACGCCGCAGCCAACGCCGACACCAGCGCCGCGGCGAAGCAUUGCAUUGGGUCAAGUCGUCCGCACGCGCCGACCAGACGACGUCGAGCUCAGGCGGCCCGAGACGAUCGAGAUUGUCGUCAAGUACCUCUUGGGCCAAGUCGAAUUGCGCAAAUUUCGGGAGCUCUUUGAUCACAUUGACGUCGAUCGCGCGGGAACCAUCGAUUACGAUGAAUUUUUCGACUUUAUCGAAGACCGACGCACCAAGUUUUCCGACAACUUGUUUCGCCAAAUUGAUCCCAAGUACGACGGCACGUUGGAUUUUGAGCACUUUGUGCACAUUUUGACGUCGUACUGCAUGCGGUCCCGUGAAGAAAUCUUGCAAUUCGCUUUCGAUACGUUUGACGACGACGCCAGCGGGUCUCUCGACGAGCUCGAGUUCAUGGAGCUUGCGAAAAUGAUGCACGACGGCAAGCCCGUGUUUGCGUCCAACUUCAACAAGGCGCUGGCCGAAUUCGACACGCAUGGCGACGGCAUCAUCACCUUUGCAGCGUUCCAGCAAAUCAGCAAGCGGUAUCCGAUGCUGCUCUUCCCCGCGUUCCGGCUCCAGGACCAAAUGCAGCGCAUGAGUCUCGGGCUCAACCACUGGCACAAGAUCCACGUGCGCUACUUUGACGUCGUCUCGAUGGAGGCCUACCGCAAAAAACACAAUGGCGCGGCGCCGCCGAUCCCGACGCUCAAGAAGAUCAAACUCCUCUUUGGCGUCGGCACUUUUGACGUCUACCAGCCGCACACCUAAUCGUCGUUUUUGAAUGUAUCAAUAUAUCAACCCUUUCUGCGUCCCCGA
Molecule: messenger RNA, 1036 nt
Organism: Saprolegnia parasitica CBS 223.65
Lineage: Eukaryota; Oomycota; Saprolegniomycetes; Saprolegniales; Saprolegniaceae
Exons: 10
Coding region: 38-988 (316 amino acids)
Molecular function (GO): calcium ion binding; calcium-dependent protein serine/threonine phosphatase regulator activity
Source: RefSeq, a predicted model, not a curated record